Messenger RNA from Daphnia carinata, 840 nucleotides. RefSeq lists its product as uncharacterized. Gene Ontology annotation, molecular function: hormone activity. Gene Ontology annotation, cellular component: extracellular region. The transcript is spliced from 4 exons. Bases 318 to 746 code for a protein of 142 amino acids. The record is from RefSeq and is a predicted model, not a curated record. Lineage: Eukaryota; Metazoa; Arthropoda; Branchiopoda; Diplostraca; Daphniidae.
GAAUGGGGCGCCGCAUGGAGUACGUUAACGCACACCAUAGCGGCAAUGAGCAGAGCUAAUGUGGACUUCAUGUCUCGACGUUGGGUAGUCGCAGUUGACUGAUACUGUUCCCCAUCUCUUCGCUGCCCUUUUAUAAAAGAUAUACACAAUCACUGAUGACCCGCCAUCCCGCAGUCCCCGUUAAACAAGACGAAUUUAUACAUGAUCAACAAACAUAGUAAACAAGUGAGCUCAACGAAUCGCAUAUAAUCCACUCGCAUUUCGCAUCUACUCUCAAACAGAAACCAACAAGUUGAUCGCAAAUCCAAUUGAAAACGAUGGCGUUUUCUCGAUGUUGUUUAGUGUAUUUCUUGCUGGGGUUCGCUCAGAAUUUGACGCUAGCCCGUCCUCCCCAACAUUCUGCGACGAUGGUGAUAUUCUGCGGUCGUGAGUUAUUGGCAGUAAUAGACGAAGUUUGUUCCGCCUCCAAGAGCUAUUUCGUUUUCGAUCCGCUUGUUGUCAAUCAAUUGAACUUGGAUGUCGAUUCAACAUCAAUCGAUCAGAGACCGAACGACGGAAGUAAACGUGAUUCGCUGUUACGCCAAUGCUGCGCGAUUGGCUGUACGGAAGAUGAUUUAAACAGCUUUUGCCAUACUGAUAGGAACAGAAUAGUGGAAGCAGUGAACCGACAGAGGAAUGAAGAAUUAACUAUUGAUUGGUUGUAUGAAUUUCUACCUCGUUAUGGAGCCACCCUGCCAUCGGAAUAGUCUUUUGCGCUUGUUUCUGUGCAUUGCGUAUCGUGACAUUCACAUAAGGUGGAAAAUGAUUAUCGUAGUUUUACGUGUCGUUUAGAUAGCAAUA